GCGUUUUUCAGGCGGAGUUCUGAUAACUUGAAACAGUUGGCAAACUCCUCCACUUCUCCACUUCUCCGUUCACAUAUUUGAGCUGAAAUAUCUCUUCCCACGCCUGUCGCGGAGGAGUCUCAACUUUCUGGAAUAUCUCAAUUUUGAGGCGUAUUUGCAUUUUUCUGACAGUUUCUGGGGCACAUAACACACUGCGCUGCCGGGACCGGAGAGUUUUCUGCUUUUUUUUUUUUUUUUUUCUUUUAUAAAACUAUUUCACUUUUCCUUCCCCUCGUCGGAUUUGGAGCAUGCCAUGUCUCGGACUAUUAAAAAGAAGAAAAGGAGAUAGAAAUGCGUCUGAUUACUCUGGUGGUUCCUCAUAGAGCGUGUUUUUGAGUGUUGUCUUUUUUUUUUAACCAGUUGAGCAACUGGCGACCGGACUCUAUAAUCAAUGUGGUGUCAGCUGGAAGGACGCGGGGUCCGGAUCUCACCUAAACGCUGAUACGUCUUGGGAGUGAUGCACUGGCUUCCCCUGGUUGCCAUGGUGAUCGCCUCGGCUCUGCCCUUCCCUCACACCCCUGUGUCCAGGAUCGUUGCCGCGACGACAGCACCUGGCCCGGACAACCAAAGCGAGGACCGCCAUGACUCGGCUCCCUCUCGGCCUCCUGUGGACCGCGACAUCCCAGGAAAUGCGUUAGAAACGGAUUACAGCAUGACCGCCGCCGCCGCCGCCGUCAGGCAAGACGCCGACGGACAGAAGCACAAACAGGAUUAUGCAAAGAACUCCGAACAAGAAGAGCUUUCCACAUACAAAGGGACAAAUCGAGAAAGCUACCAGAGUUCAAACAGCAACAAAGACGGUGACGACAAAAGUGACGUUCGUGUAGACGUUCCCACAGGAGGAGUAAAACUCAGGGCCUCCAACAUUAACAAUCAUAAUGUUGAGGAUAAUUCUCUACCAGAGGACUACAAAGUGGACAGUGGAAGGGAACGUAACACCAAUUUUGCAGACUUUGCUAAGAAGGACAGUCUUCAUUACUCUGCAGAGGAACUGAGAACCGAGAGUAAUGACAUCAGACCGUUACAAGUUUCUGUGGUGGAAACCAAUAAAGCUGCUACUCUCCAGGGUCAGAGAGGACCCGAGGCGAUCGUCCCCUCGGAGCAUCCGAGACCUGCAGAAACGGCGGGGAGGGAGGACCAGGGGACGCCGGUAGCCGGAAGAGGUCCGGACCAGGCCAAGGAGAGCUCGGGCCCGGAAGGUGGACUAAGUCUGGGGAUUAGGUUGGACCUUACACAAGAAGGAGAUGAGAUGUUCUUAGAUGCUCAUCCACGGGUUUUGUUCUCCCCUUCCCCGUCGCCUCCAGAGCACCCUCCUCUCCUCCUCAUGUUGGAGACCGGCAUGCUGCCGGACGACGGGGACAGCGAGGAGCAGGAGGACAUGGACGGACACACUGAGGGUCACGGCGACCGGGCGAUCGAUAGGAACGGGCCUCUGACCUGGGCAGACGCUGCCAGAGGUGCCGGCGAGGCCGUCCGUCCCGUUAAAAGGGACAAACGCUCGCACUUGUCCGACGCCAGGAGAGGGGAGAGGUCGGUGUGCGAAUCGGAAAGCGUCUGGGUCACCGACAAGAAGACCGCCACUGACCAGCACGGUCGGAACGUCACCGUCUUGGAGGAGAUCCAGACUCAAACCGGGCCUCUCAAACAGUACUUUUACGAGACUCGCUGCCGACAGACCGAGCAGAGGGACCCUGUCCGGCGACAAGGGUCGACAAAGGACAGCGGCGCGUCGGCGAGGCCAAAGGGGUUGGGCGUUGACGGGGCCAGCUGCUUGGGCGUGGAUAAAAAACAGUGGGUGAGCGAGUGCAAAGCCAAGCAGUCGUACGUGCGAGCCCUCACCAAAGACGCCAACAACCGAGUCGGCUGGAGGUGGAUCCGCAUCGACUCGUCCUGCGUGUGUGUGCUGCUGUCCCGAGCAAACAGACAGUGGACAGGGAGGGCAUGACGGGGAGGAGGAGGAGGAGGAGAGGUUUAGAGAGAGAGAGAGAGAGAGAGAGAGAGAUGAAGAUGGCAGAGGAGUGUUUAAAAGAAAAGAGAGGCAGACUGUGACACAGAGCAGAGCCGCCGCUGUGACACAUUUCUCUGCUCUCUCUCUCUCUCUCUCACUUGCUGGACUUAAGUGUCCUUUCCUCAAAAAUGACGUAUAUAUUAUUCCUGCCUUAAUCCACAUUAUUUCCAGUUGUCUCUCUCUCUCUCUCUCUCUCCCUCAACCACAACCCAAACUGACUACAGAAUAAUAACAAGAAGACCUCAAUACUAGAUCUUAGGGAAAAUUUUCAUAUAUAUAAAGAUAGAGAUGUUUUUUUUUUUUAAUGAUUUAUUAUCUUUACAUAAUGUAAGUUAUUUUUGAUUUAGUAUGCAAGCAUGUGUAUUUCCUUGAUAUUAAUAUAUUACUUUGUAUGUGUACAAUAUGAGACCAGUAUACCUUGAUGUAUAAAGCUAUGUAUAUCUGUGUGUAUUUAUAGAAGAAGGUUUUCCUGGAGCGGUAGGUCACUGCGGUGCACAGCUGAUGAUAAUCCCAGCCUCUGGGUCUGUUUUUAGUUGUUAGAGGAAGGAGCGCCACCUACUGAGGGUCUAUUUACUGCUCCACACUGUUCCCCUUAAGGAUCACCAGGGAUCCUACAAUAGAGCUUCUGUAACUGAAAAUCUGUCGGGGGAUUUGUAGAUGAAAUGCGAGCGCGCGGCGUUAUUAUGUCACCCAUGCCGAUAGUAGUUUUGUGGUAAUGUGCAUCCCCUUUGUAAUUAUUAAAUGUGGUUCAUAAAUCGAAAUACUCUUAAAAACCAUGUGAUUGUUAAAUUAUAAGACACUGAGUGAGUUCAGUUCUCCAGCUGCUGGUUUGUUCAGUUCGCCCACCAAAACACGGUAAUAAAGGAUCUUUGUACUCAGCAAA
Molecule: messenger RNA, 2930 nt
Organism: Myripristis murdjan (pinecone soldierfish)
Lineage: Eukaryota; Metazoa; Chordata; Actinopteri; Holocentriformes; Holocentridae
Gene: ntf4
Product: neurotrophin 4
Exons: 2
Coding region: 497-1984 (495 amino acids)
Biological process (GO): neuron projection morphogenesis; cell surface receptor protein tyrosine kinase signaling pathway; modulation of chemical synaptic transmission
Cellular component (GO): dendrite; axon; synaptic vesicle
Molecular function (GO): nerve growth factor receptor binding; growth factor activity
Source: RefSeq, a predicted model, not a curated record